AUGAUCGUCUGCCUCGCCGUCGUCGGCCACCAGAACAAUCCUCUGUACAUACAGAGCUUUACAGAGGCAGAUGACGCGCUCAAGCUCCAUCAUAUAGUUCACUGUUCGCUCGACGUCGUCGAAGAAAGAGUGAAUAACCCGAAAAAAUCGGGCCCGACAAUAAACGAGGCGUUUCUUGGUUUGUUAUAUCCAACUGAAAACUACAAAGUGUAUGGUUACUUGACGAAUACCAAGGUGAAGUUUAUACUGGUGACAACAGACCUUGAUGUCCGAGAUGUAGACGUGAGAAAUUUUUUUAGGAAGUUUCAUGCUGCCUAUGUUGAUGCAGUAACGAACACGUUUCACAUUCCGGGUAAAAAGAUCAUAUCCAAAAUCUUUGCUGAAAGAGUCAGUUCGAUGGUUAAGUCCUUUGGGUUGAAUCCAACAAACUGA
Striga hermonthica is the source of this 432-nucleotide messenger RNA. The record is from the annotation of a GenBank genome assembly. Lineage: Eukaryota; Viridiplantae; Streptophyta; Magnoliopsida; Lamiales; Orobanchaceae.